CUUUUUUAAGCUUGGGUCAUGCGCUAUUUUCCGUAUGUCCGUUAGCUGCUGUGCAAAACAUGAAAUCGGUGAUACUGUUUGAAGUCCCUUCGGCAAAAACUCUAAGUUCUCCGAAAAAUACGAGAAAACCAACAAAAUGUGCAUAGUUACAAGAAUUCUGAGCUGCUUGUUUUUGUUUUUUUUUUUUCUUCUGAGAACUCAUAAGUGUUCACGAGAGAUUCUGUUUCGCGUGCCAUGAAGUGUAUCGCAGGAAACCCGUGUAGUCCCACCAUAAUGAGACAACUGCGAUUAUUCUUUAAACUGUUUUCGGUGCUUCCGCUAUUGCAGUAGUAUAAAUCUACCGCCGCUGACGCGGGUUUGAGUCUUAAUCCGCGCAGAUCUCCCCACAAAGAUUUCGUUUUAACGCCGCAACUGUUGAAUCGCGUCGCCUGUAGUUCGUACUCCAUAGCAAGAGCAACUACGGCGAUGAGAAGGCCGCACACCACCUUCACAACAAAGAAUAAUUCUCGCUCGCCGUCCGCGUGCAGGAGUGGAGAUGCAACGCAAUCAAAAAUAAAGGAAGUUUUUAAAAAAGCCAUCAGAAAGAAUAGCGUGAAUCUUCAGCGCAAACAAGCGGCCAACUUCACGCCGUCGGGACAGCCGCGGCGCGAGGAGGCGGUGAGCGCCCUGUGUUGGGGCGCGGGCGGCGAGACUCAGAUCCUGGUGGGCUGUGCGGAUGGGACAGUGAAGCACUUCAGCACCGAGGAGGGCAGGUUCCAGGGUCAGAGGCACUGCUCCGGAGGGGAGGGCAUAUUCCGAGGCCUCGCCCAAGUCGACGGCACCCUCAUCACAUGUGUGGAUUCUGGGAUUCUUCGAGUCUGGCAUGACAAUGACAAGGAGGCAUCCUCUGACCCUCUCUUGGAACUAAGGGUGGGCCCUGGGGUGUGUAGGAUGCGCCAAGACCCAGCGCGCCCCCACAUGGUUGCCACAGGUGGGAAGGAGAAUGCUCUGAAGGUGUGGGACCUGCAGGGCUCUGAGGAGCCUGUGUUCAGGGCCAAGAACGUACGGAAUGAUUGGCUCGACCUGCGGGUUCCCAUCUGGGACCAGGACAUACAGUUCCUCCCUGAGUCACAGAAGCUCGUCACCUGUACAGGGUACCACCAGGUCCGCGUCUAUGAUCCAGCCUCCCCCCAGCGCAGGCCGGUCCUCGAGGCCACCUACGGAGAGUACCCACUGACAGCCAUGACCCUCACUCCUGGGGGCAAUUCGGUGAUUGUGGGGAACACUCAUGGGCAGCUGGCAGAAAUUGACCUUCGGCAGGGGCGCCUACUGGUCUGUCUGAAGGGGCUGGCGGGCAGCGUCCGAGGGUUGCAGUGCCACCCUUCAAAGCCCCUUCUAGCCUCCUGUGGCUUGGACAGAGUCUUGAGGGUACACAGGAUCCGGAAUCCACGGGGCCUGGACCAUAAGGUUUACCUCAAAUCUCAACUGAACUGCCUCCUGCUGUCAGGCAGGGAUAACUGGGAGGAUGAACCCCACGAGCCUCAAGAGCCCAACAAGGUGCCCUCAGAAGACACAGAGACAGAUGAACUCUGGGCUUCCUUGGAGGCAGCUGCCAAGCGGAAACUCCCCGGUUUGGAGCAGUCCCAAGGCGCCCUCCAAACCAGACAGAGAAAGAAGAAGAGGCCUGGGUCCACCAGCUCCUGAAGAGCUUGUGCUCACGUUGUAAAUAAACAGCUUAAUACGUA
Orcinus orca (killer whale) is the source of this 1724-nucleotide messenger RNA. RefSeq names its product WD repeat domain 74 (gene WDR74). The record is from RefSeq and is a predicted model, not a curated record. Gene Ontology annotation, molecular function: protein binding. Gene Ontology annotation, cellular component: nucleolus; preribosome, large subunit precursor. The coding region runs from base 466 to 1683 and encodes 405 amino acids. Lineage: Eukaryota; Metazoa; Chordata; Mammalia; Artiodactyla; Delphinidae. The transcript has 11 exons. Gene Ontology annotation, biological process: ribosomal large subunit biogenesis.